This is a messenger RNA of Chironomus riparius, 5622 nucleotides long. The record is from the annotation of a GenBank genome assembly. Lineage: Eukaryota; Metazoa; Arthropoda; Insecta; Diptera; Chironomidae.
AAAAAAAACAACACGAUAAGAUAGUUUAUCAAUUUCUUUUUAUUACUAAGAAACAAAUCGUAGCCAGUCAAGUGAUAUGUGUGCAGUGUUUCAGGUCAAUUUUAAAAUGUUUUGUGCAAUUAUUGUCAAUUAAUGCUGCAAAAUUAAACAAAAUAAUUAAAUUAAGUGCAAUAAAAUUAAUAAAAAUGCCAGGCAAUUCCACAACAAAUCAAAACAGUGCUAGUAAUAAAAUAGACAAGUCAUGGACGACCUUAGAUUGUGAAAACUUGAAUAAUGACUUUGAUUUAAUAAUUCAAAAGAUAAACGAGAUAAAAGUGAUCAGUUCAAAUAGUGUAUUAAGGAUUAAAAUAAUCACAGCGAAUGACACAAAUGAAUUAUGCUCAAUAAAUGUGAAAAAGCUACAACAAAAAUCCAAAAAUAAAUCAAUUGUUAUCUUUGUAGCUGCCAAAGAUGACAAGAAGUUUCUUAUUUAUUGGAAGUCAAAGGAUGUUAGACAAGUCAUGUUUCUCAGCUCUUAUAGGGAUUACUUUUCUGAGCAUGACAAAGAUGUUUGUGAAUUUGCUGCUGAAUUUUUGGUAAACUCAUUGCAAGAUGGACAUUUGGGAAUCAAUGCAAAUUUUGACAUAUCAAACAUAAAAGGCAGAGUUGAGCUUCAUUCUUUAGUUGAUUCUCGAAACUAUAACUUGAUGCUUCUCGCAGCUGAAUCAGGAAGUGUUAACCCAAUAAAACCACUUCUGAAGUAUGGUAUCGAGACACAAUUACAAGAAAGUGAAGUCACUGCUCAAAGUCUGUCAUAUAAUGGACGUCAUUUUGAUGUCUUGUUAGAACUACUUCAAGCAAAUUUGACAUUUCCUUCGCAAGUUGAUGUAAAUGAGUGCUCGGAGGAAUUAAAAUGCUUUAUAGAAACCAGUGAAAAAUUUCAUCAAAUGAUUGAGGAUCAAAAUAUGGAUAGACUUAAUGAAAUUAUACAGCAAUAUUCAAAUCAUCGAUAUUUCUACAAUUUAUUGAACGAAUCAGCAAUCAAAGUUGCAUUGGAACUAGAUUCUUUGGAUAUUUAUGAGUUUUUAGUUUCAAAAAAUCUUUCAUUUGCUCCAAAUGAGGAUAUAGACACAAUUAUGAAUGGUUUGAGCCUAGAAAAAAUGAAGAAUAUAUCCAUAAUUCACAAAAAGUACGACAAAAGCUUCCCAGAGAAGCACAUGACUAUUCUUAUGGCUAACUCCUUUGUUAUCCAAGAAAAGUCAGUUAAAAAUGAAUAUUUGAACAAAGUGCAUCAAGUCUACAAAGAAUUCAACAAAGAUUCUCGAUUAAAAGUCAUCCUUCAAACUGUUGCAGCCACAAAAAUAUUUAAAAUUGUAUUUAACUUCUGUCGUGAUUCUACAUUUGAGUAUCCAGCUGCUCCAGAAUCAUCUCACACUUCUUACAGAAUUGAUAUUCCUGCCAAAGACUUACUAAACAUCAAUACAAUAAACAAAGUAUGCGCAACAUUAGCUUAUGAGCUUUGUCAUUACGCCCUUCAUGCUGUUUACGGCAAUAAAGCGAAUCCAUACACAAAACUUGAUCGAGAAGCUGAAAAAAAGUUCCACAAAGUUUUAAUCGCAUCCAAACAAAAUAAAGAAAAUGAAGAAUUGAUCAAAAUCGUCUUUGACAAUUACGGAAAGAAUGAGCAGCCAUCUGAGUUGAUUGUCCGGCCAGCACAACUUAUUGCAAUGUAUAUUAAUCAACAUGAGAAGCUUCAGAAAAGUGUUGGGAAUUUUCCAGAUCUUUUUGAUCAUUUUGAAAUUGUUAUGUCUGAGAUGGAAAGAGCAUUGCCAGAUAUUGAGGCAAGAUUUGUCUGCAAACCAAAAUAUGUCUAUAGUAAGUUGUCAGAAAAGACCAAAGUAAAGCUUAAAAGUCGUUUGGUAAAUUUUAAAAGUGUAAAAGUUAUGUUGAGUGAAUUAUUUCCUGAAAAUUCUGCGAUUUAUGAGUUGCUUACUUCAGAUCACAUUCUUAGAUUGUUAAAAAAUGAAAAUUUGAAUUUCAAUGAUCCUGAAUUUUGGUAUUUAGGGAAACUAACUGAGUUUAAAUGGGAAAAUUUGCCAAAAAUUCUAAAAGAUAAAUUUUUAAAUUCAAGUCUAAAUUUUCAGGGUCAAGUUGUUGAAUUUAAGAAACUUUAUGAACAUUAUCAUGAAGCUUUUGAUGAUCUUACUUCAAAACAAAUAAAUACUGUAUUGAAUGGGGAUAUUCUUUCAAUUGGUGAUAUAGUUGGAUGCAAGGAACAAUUAGCAAUUGAAGUUAAUAAUUGUAAGUUCUACGUUGAAAGAAAAUUCAUACCAGAAGAUGUAAAUUUGAUUUAUUUUGAAUAUGUGAGUAAAACUGAAAGUAUUCAUGAUGAAGCUAAUCCAGAGGAAUGUGCUGAAAUAAUCAGUAAAUUUCCAGAAUAUUAUGAUAAAUUUUCAAAUCAAGGUUUUGACAGUUAUUACCAGAAUCUUAAGAUUAUUCAAGAUAAUUCAAGUUUUCCCAGCCAAGAUUUCAGCUUUAAUGACAAACAGUUUCAUUUUGUGCACAAAAAUAGUAUUGAAAUUAUCGAGCAGGCUGAGAAUGCUAGAAUUUUAAUUUUAUCGUCUGAAACUGGGUCUGGAAAAACCUCAACUUUUAAGCAUCUUAUGGAAGAGGUUAAGAAAAAAUGUCCAUUUAAGUGGGUUGCGUAUAUUGAUUUGAAGAUUUUGAUGACUUUUUUGGAAACUGAUGAUGGUUUCGCAAGUUUUAUUGAUUCUUUUGGAUACUCUGAUGUAAAAUCCGACGCUAGCAUUGAAAAGUUUAAUAAAAAUUCUAAAACUUUUGAUGAUAAUUUAGAAAAUUUUGACCAAAAUUUGAAUAAAAAUUCCAGUGAAAAUUUAGAAAAAUUGAACCAAAGUUCCAAUAGUCAUAGUGAAGUUCCUGCGAAUCGUGGCAUCAAUAAUUUAAACUUAGAAGAUUUAAGCAAAAUUGUAUUUAAUUUAAAUUCAGAAAGCUACAAUUUUCAGGUUAGAAUUUUCCAAGAAUGUUUAAAAUUAGAAAAUCUUGUCUUAUUUUGGGAUCAUUUUGACGACAUUCCUUUAACCUCAUCUAGAAACUUUAUAAAUUUAUUCAAUUUAAUUUACACAAAAACUUCAAAUGUUCAAUACAUCAGUUCAAAUCCUUCAGUUUCCGAUAAACUAAGUCAAUCAUUGAAAAUAAGAACUUGGCAGUUGCUGCCAUUUAAUGAAGGCAAUAAAAAAGAAUUUUUGACAAAACAUUUCAUUUCUAAAAAAAUUCCAAAUGAUAAAAUUGAAGAAAAUAUUGCAAAAUGUGAAGAAAUAAUGAAAAAAUUCAAUUCAAAUGACAUUUUUGUGUAUGACUUUGACACUCCAAUGAUUCUUCAAUUGUUAUCUUUUACUGACGAUCAUGGUAAAAUCUUUAACUAUUCACAAAUUUACACUAUUUUUGAAACUUUCAUUCAACAUAAAAUCAAAGAUUGGUUAAGAAUUAGCCUCGAAAAUACCCAAAAAUCAGACCUUAUUGAUUCUUUAAAAAUAAUAUUCCAAAAAUACGCUUUACUUCAAGAAUUUUCAUUAUUUUCAAGCACGACGUUGGGUUUAAAGAUGAAAAAGUUGCAAAUAUUCCAAAAACAACUCCCACAAAAUUUAUCAAUGCGAAAAAUUUCAUCCCUAAAAAUCUUAAUUUUUAAUGAAAAAAAUAAUUUCAAAUUUGUUCACAAAACAAUUUCCGAGUUUUUUGUUGGUCAAUAUUUAAUUGAAAACAUCCUCAAUGUCAAUGGAUAUGUAGACAUUAAUGAGGCUGAAUUAAGACUUGAAUUAUUUUAUCAUUUAAUGCAAAAUUACGGUAACCUUCAGCAAGUAAUUACAGACUUUAUGUCUUCAUAUCUUAAUGUUAGAGAAAAAAUUAAGAAAAAAUUCAAUCCAACAAUUUCGAUUCUUUUGAGGACAAAAUUUAAGAACUUCUUCAUCCGAAUGUUGGACACAAAUCGUCCAAAUAUUUUUGAAUUUUUAUUUGAAUUUUUCAAGUCAGAUCAUAGCCUUUUAGUUGACCUACUGCAUGUUCAUGAAGAUGAAACACUUUAUACGGCUAUUUUUGAUCCUAAUUACUUUGGAUUGUUUGUUGAUCCUGAAAAAAUUAGGGAACUGGGUGAGAAGUGCUUGACAGAUGAGGAGUUUGAAAGUUUUGUGAACGGUAAGAAUCAGAGGGGUAAGAUAAUUUUUGGGGAGAGUUUUUAUAGUUUACUGGGGGUUGUGAAGAGUCAUGAGCCUUAUGGUUCUAAGUUUGAAGAUACAUCUCUAAUCCAGUGGCAUAAUAAGGGGAUAGUAACUGCAUUAGAUACGCCAACCACUCAAAAUACAGAUGAGCAGCUUUCAGAAGCUUCGUACCCCAAACAAGAUGGAGAAUUCCAAAAUAUUGAGACCUCCAUGUCCAUAAACUACUGGAAGUUCUUACAAAAACUCCUUAAACCACAAACUUUUAUGCAAAAGCUAUUCACAAAUCCCCAAGACGACCCUUUAACUGAAAAUGACCAAAAACAACUCUUCAUGAUGGCAAUAAGUCCAAAAAUUUAUUUAUUUUACAACAAGCUAUUCAGCACUCCUGAUUUUGUCGAGUAUAAAAAAUUAUGGACUAAUUUUGAGAAUUUAUUAGCAAAAGCUGAGAUGCAAGAAGCCAUUGGGAAUGCUAUGAUGAAUUACUUUGAGAUUUGUCCAGAUAACAAGGAUGGACAUGACAAGUUCCUCUACUUGCUACUCAAAAAAGCUAAAAAAUUCUUAUCAAAUUCUCAAAUUUAUGAAAUGUUCAUGUCCAAAAAUAUUUUGCAUGAAGCUUUUUGGGAUUCUGGGAAUUUUAAAAUUUUGUGGACUUUUCUCAGCGAUCAUUCGACUAAAGACGAACGGAAGCAAAUUCUAUUGCAUGAUGAUCUUGGCGACAAGAACUUUUACUUCUUCAGCUUGCUAAAUGAGUCAAAAGAUAAAUUUUCAAGUCACAAGUUUGUUUAUUUCUUUUAUGAUUUUACAGCAUUAAAAAUCAUCCACAGAACAAUGACGACUGGAAAUGCUCCGGCAUUUGAAUGCGUCACUGAAAUUUAUGAAAAAUAUUUGACCAAAAAUGAAAUUCGGGAAAUAAUCAUGAGCUCAACUGACUUUUUACUUUAUUUAAUUGGAAAAUCAAAUGAAAAUUCUUGUCAAGAUUUUGUUAAUUAUUUGAAAAAACUGUUUAAAGGAAGUGACAAUUUAUUAUUGGAAUUUUUAGACAAGAAAGUUCAGCCAACAAAUUUGUCUAUUUUUGAAUUUAUUGACGAUUAUAAAGAACUUGUAGGUUCAAAGUCAAAAUGGUAUGGAAAUCUUGAAAUUUUGUAUAAUUUGUAUGAAAUAUUGAAAGCCAAUAAAAUGUAGUUUUUGCUUAAUUUUGAGUAAAUUUUAUUUUGACUGACUAGCUGCUUCGAGUUUUCAGAAGUGGAAGCACUUGAAGAUUUCCAAGUUUGUACAUCAGAUAGCUGCUAGUUGGUAGGUUUUCAUAUUGUUUUUGUUUUUACAGAUUUUAGAUUUUACAGCUCAUAUUUUAUUUGAUUUAUGUGUGAUAACAAGAUAAUCUUCCUUGCUGUAAUAGCUGAUUUUUUAAAAU